CGCCCCCUCCCCUUAUAUGGUAUCAGCCAAUCGGCUUCCGCCGCGCAGCUGCGUAGCUCUUAACAGCAGACCAUCGGGUCGGAUCCCUCACUCUGCGUGCUUGGUUUGGUCUUUGGGUGGCAUUGCUGCGUGCUGAAGUGCUACAAAAUGACUUUGCAGGAAGAGUUUGAGCAGUUGGCUGAGGAUGUAAAGAACGUGAAGACGAGGCCGGACGAUCAGGAGCUGUUGGAUAUGUAUGGGCUGUACAAGCAAGCCAUCGUAGGGGACAUAAACACAGAGAAACCGGGGAUGUUGGACUUAAAAGGCAAAGCGAAGUGGGAAGCCUGGAGCUCCAGGGCAGUGAGGCCCUUUGCCACGGAGGAGGAGUUCCGAGCAACUAAGGGGAUCGUGAAACGUUUUGGGGAGGGGCUUGGGAAAGACCUGCAUCAGCAACUCCUGCAGAGAGCCAGAACCAGGCGAAAUUGGUUGGAGGAAUGGUGGCUGAACACUGCCUACCUGGAGGUCCGUAUGCCCUCCCAGCUGAAUGUGAACUUUGCUGGUCCAGCCCCAUACCUGGAACACUGCUGGCCUCCGCAGGACGGCACGCAGCUGGAGCGGACCAGCCUGGCUACGUGGUACACGCUGCAGUACUGGGAUCUCAUCCGCACAGAGAAGCUGGCUGUCCAGAAGGUGGGGAGCGUCCCUCUGGACAUGGACCAGUUCCGCAUGCUCUUCUGUACCUGCAAAGUUCCUGGGGUCGACACAGACACCAUUCACAACUACUUCAAGACUGAGAGCGAGGGGCUGUGCCCCUCCCACCUCGUGGUCAUGUGCCGAGGCCGGAUCUUCGCCUUUGACGCCGUGUACGACGGACGCAUCCUCACGCCCCCAGAGCUGCUCCGGCAAUUAAGCUACAUCAAGGAGAUGUGCGAGAGGGAGCCAGAAGGUGAGGGGGUCUCGGCCCUGACCACCGAGGAGAGGACUCGCUGGGCCAAGGUGAGGGAGUAUCUCAUCUGCAUUGACCCCAUGAACGAGGCCGUCCUGGAGACCAUUCAGAGCAGCCUGUUCGUGGUGUCGCUGGACGAGUCGCGGCCCUACUCCUCUCCUGAGAACUACACCGCGAUGACAUUGGCAGCCCUGACGGGAGACCCUACAGUUCGCUGGGGAGACAAAUCCUACAACUUCUUGUGCUUCGCGGAUGGCACCUUCGGGUCCAACUGUGACCAUGCCCCUUAUGAUGCCAUGGUGCUGGUGUCCAUGUGUUACUACAACGAUCAGAAGCUGAAAGCCUGUGGGGGAGUCUGGAAGGGCUUGGAGAUUGUCCGGGACGUCCCAUUACCGAAGGAGCUCGUCUUCACGCUGGAUGACAGAGUGAGAGGGGACAUCGCAUUGGCCAAGCAGCACUAUCUGGAAACUGGCAGUGACAUCCAGGUGCUCUGCUACGCUUUCACAGCCUUCGGCAAAGCGGCCAUCAAGCGCGGGAAGGUCCACCCAGACACCUUUGUCCAGCUGGCCCUGCAGCUGGCCUACUUCCGGCUCCAUGGGAGGUCGGGCUGUUGCUAUGAGACAGCCACCACUCGGCGUUUCUAUCAUGGCCGCACGGAGACCAUGAGGCCCUGCACACUGGAGGCGCAGCAGUGGUGCCAGUCCAUGGUGGACCCCACAGCCAGUAUGAGCACCAGGCGGAAGAAGCUUCUGGAAGCAGUCAGCAAGCACAACAGGCUGAUGAAAGAGGCCCAGGAUGGAAAGGGUUUUGACCGGCACCUUCUGGGCCUAUAUCUGACUGCCAAAGAGAUGGGGCUUUCUGUACCAGACCUCUACAAUGAUCCACUGUACUUCAGGAGCGGCGGAGGGGGGAACUUUGUCCUCUCGACCAGCCUGGUGGGUUACACCACCGUGAUUGGUGCAGUCGCCCCCAUGUUGCAUUACGGCUACGGGUUCUUCUACCGCAUCAGAGAUGACAGGAUUGUGGUGUCCUGCUCGGCCUGGAAGUCCUGCCCUGACACCGAUGCAGAGAAGCUCUUCCAGAACCUCAGCGUGGCCUUCCAGGACAUGCUGCACCUCACCACCCUGUCUCAGCUCUAGACCCCGUGAACCCCCUUCUCUUGCAAUCAAAGCAACCAUCAAUGCAAAACUUAAUCACGCAAUAACAAUGCAGAUCCCUGCCUUCCCUAUUCCUUUCCCAUUCUUGUCCCAGCGUAAUGUACAGCUUCACAUACUAGAGUCUCCUUUGAGCCAGUAAAGAGUCUCGUGUCGGCGUAUUAAACAGUAUGGGAAGCCAGUCACUUCCAGUAAUGGCAUCGGCAUUAUUACGGGCGUGAUGAGAACAUCGAGUGUGUUGCGUUUUCUCUCCGCCGUGGUGUGUGUAUUUCUCCUAGAAAACAGUAUUGAUCUGAGAUACAGCGUUAGAAACAUAGCUGUUUAAAUUUUUUAAAAGUAGUAAUUAAUAUCUGAUUUUUUACUUUUAAUGGUCUUUAAUGUGAGGGGAUGAAUGGCAAGCAAGCAAUGCUUGCAGGGACCUCGGAUUGAGGGAGUGACGGUCGGCAGGCCGAAGACCUCGCUAGGCUGUAAAGGGUUGCAGCGCAGCUGACUCGCAUCAGGGAAACUGCGUGACACCGCCGGAUUGCUAAUGGCCUGUAGGGGUCGCUGUUUUCCAGCACCAGCAACUCCACUGUUGGCCUGCUUUAGUGCACUCUACGAAAUCUGCGAUGGGCUCUGCAGGAGGUAGUGAUGAGCAAAUUAAGCUUCAAGAACCAUUUGCUGUAUUGUCUGACCCCACUAGAUGGUGCUCUCUGUUCAAAAGGGCUCAAGACAUGUCCCAAAGCAAACCAAGAGUGCCACCUUGUGGGGUCAAAAAAUACAGCAAAUGGUUCAUGAAGGUUGUUUUGCCCAUCACUAGCUGGAGGAUAGGAGUAACCCAGAGCUUUAGGUCUUGAUCUCUGGAUGUUUCUCACUAUCCCCUGCUUCCUCGUUAGUCGCCCCUUAUGAGCACUUACAGUAGCAAUGCAAUGACUGUCUGAAACCGAAGGACCAGCGAUGAUUUCCUUUAACUGCCAGGUAGGUUCCGAGCUGUUUGAUCAACCUUCUCACAAACCUGUAUCAAGCAUCAGCGUUUGACUGAAAUGUAGAAAUGCAGCAGUGAUGGCAUUUAUGUACCAGGUUUUAACUAAAAUAAUAUUUUCUAAAGAAAAACGAUUUGGAAAAAUUCUUUUGUGUGAUUGAUAAAGAUUAUCAUUGCAUGGUCUCUAUACAUGUAAUCAUGUAGGUGAUGGGCUGUAAACAUUUCUGUGAUUCAGAGCAUGUCUGUAAAGAGGAAAUGCUGAAUUAUUUAGCAAUAAAGUGCUUUUAAAGUUGA
Molecule: messenger RNA, 3334 nt
Organism: Brienomyrus brachyistius
Lineage: Eukaryota; Metazoa; Chordata; Actinopteri; Osteoglossiformes; Mormyridae
Product: acyl-CoA-binding domain-containing protein 7-like
Exons: 18
Coding region: 148-2064 (638 amino acids)
Biological process (GO): fatty acid metabolic process
Cellular component (GO): peroxisome
Molecular function (GO): carnitine O-octanoyltransferase activity; fatty-acyl-CoA binding
Source: RefSeq, a predicted model, not a curated record